This is a messenger RNA of Alligator sinensis (Chinese alligator), 6339 nucleotides long. It is a transcript of the gene ABCB11, whose product is annotated as ATP binding cassette subfamily B member 11. Gene Ontology annotation, cellular component: membrane. Bases 57 to 4217 code for a protein of 1386 amino acids. Lineage: Eukaryota; Metazoa; Chordata; Crocodylia; Alligatoridae. The record is from RefSeq and is a predicted model, not a curated record. Gene Ontology annotation, biological process: transmembrane transport. Gene Ontology annotation, molecular function: ATP binding; ABC-type transporter activity; ATP hydrolysis activity. The transcript is spliced from 30 exons.
ACUCAAAAUCCCUUUGGCUGCUUUUCUAGGGCUACAGGCUAUAGAAGCAAAUCAUCAUGUCUGAUCCUGUUGCUCUGCGCAGCAUUAAGAAAUUUGGAGAGGAUAAUCAUGCUUUUGACUUGGAUGGUUCAAAUAACGGCUUUCAGAAACCAGAGUAUUUCUGUAUACAUGAGGAACCUCCUCCAAAGAAGAAAAAGGGGGACAAGUCAUCGAACAAGAAAGAAAACAGUAUCCGGAUUGGCUUCUUUGAACUGUUUCGAUUUUCUUCAUCUUCUGAGAUUUUCAUGAUGACUCUUGGUAGUUUCUGUGCUAUUCUUCAUGGAGCAGCCCAACCAUGCAUGUUGCUUGUCUUUGGUAUAAUGACAGACACAUUUGUUCAAUAUGACAUUGAGAAGCAGGAGCUUAGAGAUCCAGGCAAAACAUGUGUGAAUAACACCAUAGUGUGGAUCAACAGUUCCCUUCACCAAAAUGAAACUAACCCAUCAAUAAGUUGUGGGUUACUGGACAUUGAAAGUGAAAUGACCAAAUUUGCAGCUUACUAUGCAGGAAUUGGCUGUGCAGUGCUUGUCCUGGGAUACUUCCAAAUCUGCCUUUGGGUAAUAUCUGCAGCUCGACAGAUUCAGAAAAUCAGGAAAGCUUAUUUCAGGAAAGUAAUGGGAAUGGAUAUAGGCUGGUUUGAUUGCACAUCAGUUGGAGAACUGAAUACACACAUUUCUGACGAUGUUAACAAAAUAAGUGAUGCUAUCUCUGACCAAGUAGCAAUCUUUAUCCAGCGCUUCAGCACCUUUAUUUGUGGAUUCCUGUUAGGAUUUGUCAGUGGCUGGAAACUGACUUUGGUCAUUAUUGCAGUCAGUCCUUUGAUUGGGAUUGGAGCAGCCAUCUAUGGCUUGGCUGUAGCCAAACUGACAAGCCGAGAGUUAAAUGCCUAUGCAAAAGCUGGGGCUGUGGCUGAUGAAGUGCUCUCAUCCAUCAGAACUGUGGCAGCUUUUGGUGGGGAGAGGAAAGAAGUUGAAAGAUAUGAUAAAAACCUAGUGUUUGCUCAGCGCUGGGGAAUUAGAAAAGGGAUAAUAAUGGGAUUCUUCACUGGUUACAUGUGGUUUAUAAUAUUCCUAUGUUAUGCAUUAGCCUUUUGGUAUGGCUCAAAACUUGUCCUGGAAGAAGAAGAGUAUUCGCCUGGGACUCUUCUACAGGUUUUCUUUGGAGUCUUAAUAGGUGCUUUAAAUCUCGGUCAAGCUUCUCCUUGUUUGGAGGCUUUUGCCACUGGACGCGGGGCUGCAACAGGCAUCUUUGAGACAAUAGAUGAAAAACCUACCAUUGACAGUAUGUCAGAGAAUGGCUACAAACUGGAUAAAGUAAAAGGUGAAAUUGAGUUCCAUAAUGUAACAUUCUAUUACCCAUCCAGGCCAGAAGUAAAGAUUUUGGAUAACCUCAACAUGGUUAUUAAAUCAGGGGAGACAACCGCUUUCGUUGGACCAAGUGGAGCUGGGAAAAGCACUGCAGUGCAGCUUAUCCAGCGAUUCUAUGACCCUAGUGAAGGCAUGGUUACUCUGGAUGGUCAUGACAUUCGCUCCCUUAAUAUUAGGUGGCUGCGCUCACAGAUUGGUAUUGUUGAGCAAGAGCCAGUCCUGUUUGCUACCACGAUUGCAGAGAACAUUCGUUAUGGGCGAGAUGAAGCCACUAUGGAAGACAUCAUCAAAGCAGCCAGGGAGGCCAACGCCUACAACUUCAUCAUGGAUCUGCCCCAGCAAUUUGAUACACAUGUAGGCGAGGGUGGAAACCAGAUGAGCGGAGGUCAGAAACAAAGGAUAGCUAUUGCUCGAGCCCUUGUCCGAAACCCAAAAAUCCUGCUACUGGAUAUGGCAACAUCAGCAUUGGACAACGAAAGUGAAGCUAUUGUCCAUGAAGCGCUUCAUAAGGCUCAUCUAAACCGCACUGCAAUCUCAGUGACUCAUCGUCUCUCCACAAUCAAAACUGCUGAUGUCAUCAUCGGGUUUGAGCAUGGAAGGGCUGUUGAGAGAGGAACACAUGAGGAGCUGCUGGAAAGAAAAGGGGUUUAUUUUACACUGGUGACUUUGCAAAGCCAAGGAGACAAAACACUUAAUGAAACAGCAGUAAAAAUAACAGAAAAUAACUUGCUUGAGCCAAACCUUGAGAGAGUGCAGCCUUUUAGAAGAGGGAGCUAUCGAGCCAGCUUGCGAGGGGAGCAAUUCAGACAACACUGCCAAAGCAGCAAGUGUAAGAUGCUGAAAUCCCAGAUCCCGAGACUCCAUAUUGUCAGGCUAGGUGGAAAAGCUUCAAUUCGGCAGCGUUCCAGGUCUCAGCUCUCUAAUGUGGUACCUGAACAUCCAUUCUCCAUUUCAGGAGACCACUCAGAUGCUGUAUACAAUAUACUGCAUUAUGAUGAAGACUUUACAUCUUCUAAAAAGGAAACUUUUCUUAAUGAUGAAGAAGGGGAAGUGGAACCCGCACCAGUUGCAAGGAUUUUGAAAUACAAUGCUCCAGAAUGGCCUUACAUGUUGUUUGGAUCUUUUGGAGCAGCUGUGAAUGGGUCACUCAAUCCACUCUAUGCUCUGCUAUUCAGUCAGAUUCUUGGGACCUUUUCCAUUCUUGAUGAGGAAGAGCAAAGAUACCAGAUAAACACAAUCUGCUUGCUCUUUGUGUUUGUUGGUGUUAUGUCACUUUUCACACAAUUCCUACAGGGAUAUGCAUUCGCUAAGUCUGGUGAGUUGCUUACAAGACGAUUAAGGAAAAUUGGUUUCCAGGCUAUGCUGGGGCAAGAGAUUGGUUGGUUUGAUGACCACAGAAACAGCCCUGGUGCUUUGACAACAAGACUUGCAACAGAUGCAUCACAGGUUCAAGGGGCUACUGGAUCUCAGAUAGGAAUGAUUGUCAACUCCUUUGCCAACAUUGGAGUGGCCAUUGUCAUCGCUUUCUAUUUCAGCUGGAAACUAAGUCUUGUUAUACUUUGCUUCCUGCCCUUUUUAGCCUUAUCUGGGGCUAUCCAGGCUAAAAUGCUGACAGGAUUUGCUUCUCAAGACAAGCAAGCUCUGGAAGCUACUGGGCAGAUUUCCAGUGAAACCCUCUCUAAUAUCAGGACUGUAGCUGGAAUAGGAAAGGAGAAAAUGUUUAUUAAAGCAUAUGAAGAACAGCUUGAAAAGCCUUAUAGAGCUUCAAUCAAAAAGGCAAACGUUUACGGAAUUUGCUUUGGCUUUUCCCAGUGCAUAGUGUUCAUAGCCAAUUCUGUCUCAUAUAGAUAUGGGGGGUUUUUAGUUGAGAGUGAAGGACUUCACUAUAGCUACGUUUUCAGGGUGAUCUCUUCUAUUGUAACCAGUGGAACUGCUUUAGGAAGAGCUUCUUCCUAUACUCCAAACUAUGCUAAAGCAAAAAUAUCUGCUGCACGGUUUUUUCAACUGGUGGAUCGUGUUCCUCUAAUCAGUGUUUACAGUGACAAAGGGGAAAAGUGGAAUGAUUUCAAGGGAAGCAUUACAUUUCUCAACUGUAAAUUCACAUAUCCUUCUCGGCCUGACACACAAGUUUUGAAUGACCUCUCGGUGACAGUUAAACCAGGCCAGACACUUGCAUUGGUUGGAAGUAGUGGAUGUGGCAAAAGUACCUGUGUCCAGCUUCUGGAGCGUUUCUAUGAUCCUGAGAAAGGAAAUGUGUUAAUAGAUGGACAUGACACCAAGAAAGUAAAUAUACAAUUUCUUAGAUCUAAAAUUGGAAUAGUAUCCCAGGAGCCUGUGUUGUUUGACUGCAGUAUCGCUGAUAAUAUUAAAUAUGGCAAUAAUACCAAGAAGAUCACGAUGGAGAAAGUUACAGAAGCGGCAAAGAAGGCACAUCUUCAUGACUUUGUUAUGUCACUUCCUGCGAAAUAUGAAACUAAUGUGGGAGCUCAGGGAUCUCAGCUCUCUCGUGGGCAAAAGCAACGCAUUGCUAUAGCACGGGCUAUCAUACGUGAUCCUAAAAUUUUAUUACUAGAUGAAGCAACAUCUGCCUUAGACACAGAAAGUGAAAAGACUGUGCAAGCUGCAUUGGAUAAAGCACGAGAAGGACGGACCUGCAUUGUCAUUGCACACCGUCUGUCUACAAUUCAGCAUUCUGAUAUCAUCGCUGUCAUGUCUCAAGGAGUCAUUAUCGAAAAGGGCACUCACAGUGAACUGAUGGCCAUGAAAGGAGCUUAUUACAAACUUGUCACGACUGGAGCACCUAUUAGCUGAUUUAAAACACUGUGUAAAGUUAAAAGACAUAUUUUUUUCCAAAUAAGUCCUCUGAAGUUAGUAUGAAAUUCUUGGUACCUGUUUACGUUAUUACAAAGUGCUGUAUCAUAUGGUGAGUGACAUGGUACCCAACCUAAAAACACAUAAGGCUUUCUGGAACAAGCAAAUCGAUUACCUAAACCAGUAGGGCCAAAUCUUUUAGGCAAGUGUGCCACAGACUAGCUCGACAUCCUCCUGGAGUGCCACUCUAAUCCCAUCCCUUACUCAAUCAGCUGCUUCCUACUCUAUCUACCGCUGUGCUGCCUAUCUGCUGCCUAGUUUUCUAUGUGCCACACUCACAUGUGCAGCAGGCUGGCUACCUGUAAACUAACCAGUAGGGUGAUUUGUUCAUGAAACAGUUUAGUUUAUUGUGCGUGGAAAAAGGAAGUUGCAAGUAGAAAAGCUCUUUAGUUGGGAGUUGCCCAAGGAUAAGGUAUGCACAUAAAAGGAAAAGGCUCUGCAGUGCUUUUCUUACUUAACAAAUGGCAAUCAAAGAAGAAUCCACCCUGAAUCACAUCACACAAAGCCAAAAUCAAAGUAUAUACCCUAUUAUGAAUGCACACUAUCUUCUCUAACCUUUUCCUCUUGUCUACUUAGACUGUGAACUCUUUGGGACAAGGACUGUCUAUGUCUAUGCCUGGUGCCUAGGACACCAAGGCCUUGAUCUUGUCUGGAGCGUAUAUUUAACUGGAGUAGGCACUACUGUAAUAGAAAUAAUAAAUUACUAUAAAGAAAUGCUCUUCACCCCAUCAUAAAAGGAAACUGAGAAGAUGAACAAAAGGUGGAAUAAGGACUAUUUUUCCUUAGUUGGGCCACUUUGUAAAAUACUCUAAAUGAAUUCAUUUGAAUAUGAAUAAAUGCAUUAGUUAAAUCAAAUAAUACUGAAAUAAAUUUUCAGUAUAAUUUUAAUUUUAUCUUACCUUGGAAGAGUACUAGGGAAAUGGAGAAUAUUAUUUUGCUCAUCCCUGGGGUCUGAAUCUGAUUUAUAAGGAAAGUUUAAAUUCUAUAAAGCUUAAAAAUAAAAAAUAUAUAUUAUUUAUAAAGUUAGGGCUUGAGCCAGCUUCUGUUAAGGUCAAUAGGAGUCUUUCCAUUGAUUUUUUUUUUAAUGGUAUCAAGCCUGAAGCAGUAUGACAUUUCUGGUGUUCAUAUGAUUUUAACUUAAAACCUGAUUAUAAGAUAUGGCCUUGGAAUAUUAUUAAUUGGAACAAGUCAUAGUCUGAGUACACUGACAUCUGUUCACCUUGCACUAUGAUAAGGAUGUCGCAGCUAAAUAAUAUAUCAGUAUUAAUUACUGAAACUUGAAUGAGUCAAGGAUGAAAAACCUUGUCACAAUCUCUCUCUUGAGAUUUAAUUAUUAUGGACAAAGAAAAGAGAAUGUAAAUUCUUGUGUAAUACCCUUAUUAGAAUCAAAGACCAUAUGAUGUUUUACAACUGACUUUGAAAAUUAACCUUUUUCCAAACAAAGGCUGGCUACAAUCAGCAUUUCAUUUUUAAGUCCUUGUGAAAUUGUAGAAGGAAGUUUCUUUACAUGCCUUUUUUAAAUUACCUUUUUGUUGGAUCAGCAACACUGGACUUUGACUGGAUGAGAAUUAAAAUAUUGAAGUAGCUGUUGUGCUGGGCCAAGACCAUGCUCUUAACAUUAUAUGAUGUGGCAAGGGUAUGGGGUAAAAAAAAUCAAAACAGUACCUUCUUCAGUAGAGGACACGUUAUCUCACACAUGUUUUCCUCUUUCCUAUUAGUACUAUGAUAUCAACAAAAAGGGGAACAAAGAUGAGAGAACUAUAAUUUUGCUAUAAAUAAUUUGUAAAAGCCUCAUCACAGUGUAGUAAAAGAAGGAUUAAAGUAUCUGGAAUUACAUUGUAGUAUUUCCUCUCUUUUUUUAAAAUUGUGCUUAUCACACAACACAGACCUAAAUGUUACUGAUACUAAAGUCCUUUGGUACUUAUGCACAUAAAAAUAAUUGCAGUGUAUUUUAAUUAAUGCAAUUAAUGUGGAAACUGUGUAAUUACUAAGUCUAUUCUGUGAGAGAAUACCAACCUUGUAGCCCUAUUUAUGACAAUAAAAUAAAAAUAAAUUCCUUAGU